UCGGUGUCACCGACUCCUUGGUAUCCACUGAUAAAAAAAGAAAUAAAUAAAGCGGCAACUAGAGAAGAGUACUGCUUCCAAGAAAAGCAGUGGCAGCAGGAGAGAGGAAGCGUGGCGAUGGAACCCAAACCUCUCUUCCUGCUGCUUUGUAUCGCACUACUCUUCCCUUCUUCCACCGCUUCCUGCUCCCCUCGCAGCUGCAAGCUGCUGGACUCGUGUUCGACGGCGGAUGACUGCGCUCCGGGCCUCUACUGCGGCACCUGCCCGGCCUCCGGCAAGACCCGGCCCUCCUGCACCCGAGGCAGGGCCACCGUUCCCACCUCCAUUGUGAAGGGGCUGCCCUUCAACAAGUACACAUGGUUGGUGACUCACAACUCCUUCUCCAUCGUCAAUGAGACCUCGUACACCGGCGUCCAGCGCAUCACCUUCUACAACCAGGAGGACACCGUCACCAACCAAUUGAGAAAUGGCGUCCGGGGUUUGAUGCUGGACAUGUAUGAUUUUAAGGACGAUAUCUGGCUUUGCCACUCGCUGCAGGGCCGGUGCUACGACUUCACUGCUUUUGAACCAGCGAUUAACACACUGAGGGAGGUGGAGGCAUUCCUGACUGAGAACCCAUCGGAGAUCGUGACUAUCAUCAUUGAAGAUUAUGUGCAUGCUCCUAAGGGGUUGACGAAGCUGUUUAUGAAUGCUGGCUUGGUCAAGUAUUGGUAUCCGGUCUCGGAGAUGCCGACAAAUGGCAGGGAGUGGCCGAGUGUGACGGAUAUGGCGGUGAAAAAUCACCGGCUGCUGGUCUUUACUUCUGAUGCUUCGAAGGAGGCCGAUGAAGGGAUUGCUUACCAGUGGAGGUAUAUGUUGGAGAAUGAACCUGGAGAUCCAGGAAUUGUACCAGCCUCCUGUCCAAAUAGAAAGGAAUCACAACCUCUGAAUUCAAGAUAUGCAUCUCUAUUUCUGCAAAAUUACUUCCCUACGAUCCCUGUUGAAAAUGAAGCUUGCAAGGAACACUCACUUGGACUUGCUGAAAUGGUUGAUGCUUGUUAUAAAGCAGCUGGAAAUUUGAUGCCUAACUUCGUUGCUGUGAACUUCUACAUGAGAAGUGAUGGUCGAGGUGUUUUUGACAUACAAGAUAGAAUGAAUGGGAUAAAUCUAUGUGGUUGUAGCACAGUUACUGCCUGCCAGGCCGGGGCACCAAGUGGAUCCUGUAAGAACACUGGAGCAUCUAAUCGAACUCCCACAAUUAAUGGAGGCACCUUUUCUGGGUAUGUACAGCUGUCAGGAUCUACACUGAGGUUCCACUUUUAUGAUCUCUUGGUGAUAAAUUUGCUUUGUGCUUUUCUGAUGAUAGUGUUCUCAUUGUAGCUGAUCAUUCACAUUAUAUUGUUGCAUCAUUUGUUAGUGAGCAUUUGCCUUUUGAUGGGCUCCCAUUUUCAUCAUUUUGUUCUUCUUCAAAGUAUUAUUGCAUUUCUGACGUGGCUAUCAAAGAUUUGGAGGACAAGGAAGUCAGUAGGCUAAUA
Molecule: messenger RNA, 1514 nt
Organism: Phoenix dactylifera (date palm)
Lineage: Eukaryota; Viridiplantae; Streptophyta; Magnoliopsida; Arecales; Arecaceae
Product: PLC-like phosphodiesterases superfamily protein
Biological process (GO): lipid metabolic process
Molecular function (GO): phosphoric diester hydrolase activity
Source: RefSeq, a predicted model, not a curated record